Contarinia nasturtii (swede midge) is the source of this 895-nucleotide messenger RNA. Its product is annotated as protein crumbs-like. The transcript is spliced from 4 exons. The coding region runs from base 332 to 748 and encodes 138 amino acids. NCBI's taxonomy places the organism in Eukaryota, Metazoa, Arthropoda, Insecta, Diptera, Cecidomyiidae. The record is from RefSeq and is a predicted model, not a curated record.
AAGCAGUUUUCGAUGUACCUCGGACAAACGAUGUUCGACUUUUAGCUAACCCAAAGAUCGUGUGCAUUGUUUGUGUCGAUUCAAACAAAUUUUUCUUCUGAUCUAAGUCUGUUUGUUAUUUUUUUAUUUUUUCCUCAGUAAGUGAUGAGCUCCUGAUGAAUAAAUAGCAACAUCUGAUCGAAAACUCAGUCACAAAUAGAUUUUCAAGUGCUACUUAAUCGAAACGACACCGAAAACAUUUAUUGGCAAAUCUCUGAACAUCAGUGUGGAAUUUUAAUGAAGAUUUUGGUUUUCCAGCAGAGUCAACAUACACAAAUAACACACGCAAAACAUGAUGAGCUUCAAAAAUUUCAAUUUUGGUUACACUAUAUUUGUGAUUCUCAUAUUGACAACAAUAAUUAACGAUGGAAUGUUGUGUGUAAAUGCUUGUGAAUUGGACCAAACACAGCACGGAUGUCGCAUUGAUAACGGUGCUUGUUCUUGUUCGUAUGGCUGCAAAUCGGAAUUUCGUUAUGCAAAUCUAAAAGAAUGCAACGAUGCUCUGAAGGGCCGUUCAAAUGAUAUAUGCAAUCGUAAACCGUGUCAACAUAAUGGUGUUUGCACUCAAAUAUCCCAAUCGCCUGGAUAUCGAUGCAAAUGUGACGGCACGGGAUACCAUGGGAGUCGAUGCCAAAUAAAAUGCCCGGAUCCAAGUAAUCCUUUAGAUCCACAAUUGAAACAAUUCCCAUAUGAAUGUAUCAUGAUUUGAUGAAAAGAAAAGAAAAAUGCGUUCGUUCAAAUGCAUGCAAUCAGUUGUUGUGUUAACAAGAAACUAGUAGCCAUAUGUUUUUUUCUCUUUCUUUCUUAUCCUCAAAAUACACACAAAUAUAAAAUCAACAAAAAUUACUGAAUAUAA